GGCUGGCUAGCAAACAUUUUUAACAACAGAGAGCAGUCAGAGGUUCAGUGUGUGGAUAAUUAUUAAACUUGCCACGUGUGUAUUUGAUAAAACAAGGAUGCCACGUUCACCAGUAAAGUGUACGUUAGUUUAAUUAUGAUCAUUUAUUGGACCUUAAGUGCGCUCCACUGACGUGCUAUUAUGUCGAGGAAUUCUUUUCUAAGAAUAAAAUAGCAAAUUCAAAAUGUUAAGAGAAAUGAUAGCUACUCAACAAAAUGCAGUUUUCGCUCAAGUGGGUUCUGCACUUUUUUAUGGGAUCUCUUCGUUUAUGAUUACGGUUGUGAAUAAGACCGUACUCACAACCUUCAACUUCCCGUCCUUCCAGAUCCUAGGCAUAGGACAAAUGUUAGCUACAAUAAUUGUACUCUUCGUUGCCAAGAAAGUACGUUAUGUCGACUUUCCACAUUUGGAGCGGUCUACUGUCACUAGGAUAUGGCCAUUGCCAAUGAUCUAUAUUGGAAAUAUGAUCUUUGGUCUUGGUGGCACCAAGCAACUAAGCUUACCAAUGUUUACCGCUCUCAGAAGAUUCAGUAUUCUUAUGACUAUGUUAGCUGAAUAUUACAUCUUGGGUAUCACAGCAAAACCAUCUGUUCAAUUGAGUGUGUAUACAAUGGUGCUGGGUGCAGUAGUUGCUGCUUCGGAUGACUUGGCAUUCAACGCUGAAGGAUAUGUCUUCAUUUUGUUAAAUGACUGCUUCACAGCAGCAAAUGGAGUUUAUAUGAAGAAGAAGCUGGAUUCAAAAGAAAUGGGGAAAUAUGGACUGAUGUAUUAUAAUUCUUUAUUCAUGAUCCUGCCAGCAUUAGUGAUCGCAUGGUGGACUGGUGAUAUACAACAACCUCGGUAUAAGAAGAUUGUCUACGCAACAGGCGUUCCUCGAGGAUUACAAGAAACAUCAUGUACCGCUGUCGUCCUUACAGCGCGCAGUCCUUACAGCUGGUUCAGCUGCAAUAUCCCUGGCGAAUCCUUAUCGCGGUGACAUGAUAGCUUGUCUGGGUGAAACUACAGGUAGACCUGCCCUUAUACACUGUCUACAGCGGAUGCAAUCAAAUCCAGAAGGGCAGCGAAUUUUAU
Cephus cinctus (wheat stem sawfly) is the source of this 1110-nucleotide messenger RNA. RefSeq names its product ubiquinone biosynthesis protein COQ4 homolog, mitochondrial. Gene Ontology annotation, molecular function: GDP-fucose transmembrane transporter activity; antiporter activity. Gene Ontology annotation, cellular component: Golgi apparatus; mitochondrion; mitochondrial inner membrane. The transcript is spliced from 2 exons. The coding region runs from base 224 to 1015 and encodes 263 amino acids. Lineage: Eukaryota; Metazoa; Arthropoda; Insecta; Hymenoptera; Cephidae. Gene Ontology annotation, biological process: ubiquinone biosynthetic process. The record is from RefSeq and is a predicted model, not a curated record.